CGUGCGUUGAGUCAUUUGACAAAUCCAUAUUUGAUUCUGGGUGGAGAGAAAGAGAGAGAGAGAGGGAGAGGGAAGAGAGAAAGAGAGAGGAGGAGACACGCGGGCUAUCUUCUUGUCUCUUGUGAGGAUUUCUGCAAGACCAAAAGACGAAUAGUCGCCUAAGCUUUGCUUCUUUCCCCGCAAAUAUAAGAAGAAGCGCCUGCUUCGAGCGAGAAGAGCCUCGAUGGGAGGAUGUUACGGAUAUCUCACCUGACAUCGAUUCUCUGCAACAUUUUUACUGACGGUUACACGCGAGGCGUCGUUCUUAACGGAAACUUUUUUUGCCGCCUUAUUUUUUUUUAAAAACAGAAUCCGUUAAACUCAGUCGCGAUGGUUUUACAGCGUCGCUAUGACAUCAGCGUGGACCAGACGCUUUUUAGUCGAAUAUCGCUGCAUUUUAACCCGAAUUCCCUUCUGAUUUAAGCACUGAUAAUUAUAGCAAAAUCUACUGUGUGUGUUUGGCUUUCUUUUCCAGUCUUUCUUUCCUUUCUAAAACAAAUAAUGCAGAAUAUCUAAGCAACAAGCGUCGCCAUACGAUGCGCACUUUCCACAGGAAUAACGCAUCCUUCUUGCGCGGUGUUUUCGGAGAAAACCUCAACGUUUUUCCACACCAACCUUACUUUGGUAAGGUCUAUGGCCGUUAUUGAGAUCAUAUCUGCUUUUGUUUGCCUAUAAAUACUGUGGAAAAGUGCCUUUUUGCGUGUGUUUCCUAACAACAAGGAGACCAUGGCUUGCUUUCCAUGGCGGGUAUUUUGGAUAAUUCAAGCGCUCGUGGAUGUGACACUUUCGCAGGAAAUCUACGCUCCUCAUUCCAUCCGAAUUGAAGGAGAUCUGACCCUGGGUGGCCUUUUCCCGGUCCAUGCCCGUGGGGUCUCCGGGGAACCGUGUGGAGAUAUCAAGAAGGAGAACGGGAUACACAGGUUGGAGGCGAUGCUUUAUGCGUUGGACCAAAUCAACAGUGACGACGAGCUUUUGCCCAACAUCACUUUAGGCGCUCGGGUUUUAGACACAUGUUCGCGAGACACGUACGCGCUGGAGCAGUCGCUUACUUUUGUGCAGGCUCUCAUCCAGAAAGACACGUCGGAUGUGAGGUGUACGAACGGAGAGCCCCCGGUGUUCGUCAAACCCGAAAAGGUGGUCGGAGUCAUAGGGGCUUCGGCGAGCUCAGUGUCCAUCAUGGUCGCAAAUAUUCUGCGACUGUUCCAGAUUCCGCAGAUCAGCUACGCCUCCACCGCUCCAGAGCUGAGCGAUGACCGUCGGUACGAUUUCUUCUCUCGCGUCGUACCUCCUGACUCCUUCCAGGCACAAGCAAUGGUGGAGAUAGUCAAGUCGAUGGGGUGGAACUACGUAUCUACGGUGGCCUCGGAGGGAAGCUAUGGCGAGAAAGGAGUCGAGGCCUUCAUGCAGAUUUCAAGAGGAGCCGGUGGAAUCUGCAUCGCUCAGUCGCUGAAGAUCCCUCAUGACCACAAACAGGGAGAUUUUGACAAGAUCAUCCGACAGCUCCUGGAGACGCGUCAUGCCCGCGCGGUCAUUAUUUUCGCAAACGACGAAGAUAUUCGGGGGAUCCUCAAUGCCAGUAAAAGUGCCGAUAAAGUGGGCCAUUUUCUGUGGAUUGGCUCAGACAGUUGGGGAGCGAAGAACAGCCCUAUUCAAGGGCUCGAGGACGCGGCCGUCGGCGCUAUUACCAUCCUGCCAAAAAGAGCCACUAUUGCUGGAUUUGAUGCCUACUUUACAUCACGCACACUGGAAAACAAUAGAAGGAACGUCUGGUUUGCUGAAUUCUGGGAGGAAAACUUCAACUGCAAGCUCAUGAGUUCUUCAAAAAGAGAAGACACAAGCAGAAAGUGCACAGGGCAAGAGCGAAUAGGGAUAGACUCCAAAUACGAGCAGGAAGGGAAGGUGCAGUUUGUGAUCGACGCGGUGUACGCCAUGGCUCACGCCCUGCACAAGAUGCAGAAGGAGUUUUGUCCGGACCAGUCAGGAAUUUGUGAGGAAAUGGAGCACGCAGGUGGAAAGAAACUCCUGAAGAGCAUCCGGUCGGUUAGCUUCAACGGGAGUGCAGGAACGAUGGUGGUGUUCAAUAACAAUGGAGACGCGCCGGGACGAUACGAUCUCUUCCAGUACCAGAUGAACAUCAACAACACUCCUGGAUAUAAAGUUAUUGGACAGUGGACAGAAAGUCUCCAGCUGAACAUGGAUGAGAUGCAGUGGCCCAACGGUGAGAUGGAGAUCCCCAGCUCGGUCUGCAGCCUUCCCUGUAAGACAGGUCAACGCAAGAAAAUGGUGAAGGGCAUGCCAUGCUGCUGGCACUGCGAACCCUGCGACGGCUACCAGUACCAGUACGACGAGACGUCCUGCAAGCUGUGUGCCUACAACAUGCGUCCUAACCCCAACCGUACCGCCUGCCAGCCAAUCCCAAUUGUCAAACUGGAGUGGCACUCACCAUGGGCUGUCAUUCCGGUCUUCCUGGCAAUGCUCGGCAUCAUCGCCACCAUCUUUGUAAUGGCUACGUUUAUUCGCUACAACGAUACGCCAAUCGUAAGAGCGUCUGGGAGGGAGCUCAGCUACGUUCUGCUAACCGGAAUUUUCCUGUGUUACAUCAUUACUUUUGUUAUGAUCGCUACGCCGGAUGUGGCCGUGUGCUCCUUCAGACGAAUCUUCCUUGGGUUGGGAAUGUGUAUCAGUUAUGCGGCUUUGCUUACCAAGACUAAUCGAAUUUAUCGGAUCUUCGAGGAAGGGAAGAAGUCAGUUACUCCACCGAAACUGAUUAGCCCGACGUCUCAGUUAGCGAUCACCUCCAGCCUGAUCUCCGUUCAGCUCUUAGGGGUGCUCAUAUGGUUCGGUGUGGAUCCUCCGAACACCAUAAUCGAUUAUGAUGAACAGAAAACCAUAAACCCGGAGAAGGCCAGAGGGGUUCUGAAGUGUGACAUUACGGACUUACAGAUCAUCUGUUCUCUAGGAUACAGCAUCUUGUUAAUGGUGACCUGUACAGUUUACGCCAUCAAGACGAGAGGCGUUCCGGAAAACUUCAAUGAAGCCAAACCCAUCGGCUUCACCAUGUACACCACCUGCAUCGUGUGGCUCGCAUUCAUUCCCAUUUUCUUUGGGACGGCACAGUCUGCAGAAAAGCUCUACAUCCAGACGACGACGCUGACGAUCUCCAUGAAUCUGAGUGCGUCUGUGGCUCUCGGGAUGCUCUACAUGCCCAAGGUCUACGUCAUCAUCUUCCACCCAGAGCUCAACGUGCAGAAACGCAAGCGCAGCUUCAAGGCAGUGGUGACGGCGGCCACCAUGUCCUCCAGGCUGUCCCAUAAACCCAGCGACCGGCCCAACGGAGAGGCCAAGACCGAGCUCUGCGAAAACCUGGAUCCCAACAGCUAAUUGUCAUAAUUUUCCCAGGUCCGGCCGCUAAGAAGAAAUACGUGAGCUACAAUGACCUUGUGAUCUGAGGGCCUCCAUCAUAGGAGGAAGGUGAUUGGUGAUGAUGAUGACGGAGCUUCCUGGUUUCUCUCGGUAAAGCUGGAAAAAAAAGGCUUUAGGUGUCCCUCUUUCUAUCUGUCUUUUGUCCAAGGGUCAGGACAGCGAUUGGGCCCAACGACAGAGGAUAUCAGUUGAUUUUCGACACCUUCACGAGAAUAAAAAGCCUAAAAAAUUUAAAUAAUUGACGUAUAAAAGAACUUCAACAGAAGGAAAUAUGUUUCGUUGUCGUUGUUUUUUUGUUUGUUUGUUUUUUUUCCCCCCAGUGAAGGCACAACACGACUGAUCCACAGUCAGUCAAUGAUUGAGGUUGCACUUGCGUGAUGGACCUUCAACGAGGCGUUUUCGUUCAUCGCAAACGUUUUAUUCAGGGCGCUGGAAUGCCGGGCCGAAAGGUCCUUCUCAUCUUUACAUGUACUUCCAAACUGCAAGUUUUUUCAGAUUUUCAGUGCCAGUUUGUGUGGUUCUUUCAGCUUUUCGGUUUGCCGUUGGGAUUUUUACGUUACGUUUACGUUACGUUUACGUUACGUUUGCGCUUUUUUUCUUGGAUGCACAUUGUAUUAAAGCCAUAUUCUUCUCUAUGAGAUCGCAUUCCUGAAAUACUUCACACUGUUUUUUAAGGAAGUCCAUUUAUUUCAUUUUUUUCGAAUCAGCGUCAUGUUUUUUCGGCAUCCCCAUCAGGUUUGUAGACCAUCGACUGUGUUUUGGUGACUUUGAGAGACGUUGCAUUGGUUUACAUUGACUCCAGCCCUGGUUACGAUGGUGUUUGCGAAUGUUUUAUUUUAUUUUCUUGGAAAAAAAGAAAGUGUUCACGUAGCAGUUGUCAAUGCAUGCUUGAUAUGUUCGAUGUUGAAGUAAAUGGAAAUUUUCACCACGGUUCUCUCACACUGGCCUGUUUACCGAGAAUUUCAUGAUUUUGCUCCCUUUUUUUCCCCCUUAAGCACUUCCUCAUGAAUUCACUCACUCAAGGCAGAAUAUGGCUUUAAUUUGUCUUGGAAUUUUUAAACUGCCCCUGGGAACUUCUGGAGAAAUUGUGCAAAAGAUAUGAAUAUAUAUUUAAAAAAAUAUAUGAAAAAAAUAAUAAAAAUAAAAAGCAUGUAUGUUUUCUACUGUUUGUACUAAGUAUAUUCAUGUUGCCCUUGCUGCUUAUGUGCUGAUAUUGUGGAAGAUUUUUAUGUUUGGCCACUCAUGCAACUAUACUGUGGUGUUGUCCAAGAAUGUACCAACAUGAAAUAAACCAUUUGGUUAUUUUUUGCUACUA
Danio aesculapii is the source of this 4777-nucleotide messenger RNA. It is a transcript of the gene grm7, whose product is annotated as metabotropic glutamate receptor 7. The transcript has 11 exons. Bases 766 to 3420 code for a protein of 884 amino acids. The record is from RefSeq and is a predicted model, not a curated record. Lineage: Eukaryota; Metazoa; Chordata; Actinopteri; Cypriniformes; Danionidae. Gene Ontology annotation, cellular component: membrane. Gene Ontology annotation, biological process: regulation of synaptic transmission, glutamatergic; G protein-coupled glutamate receptor signaling pathway. Gene Ontology annotation, molecular function: group III metabotropic glutamate receptor activity.